AUGUCAGCGCUGGACAUCGCGUAUGUCACGCUGACCUUGCUGAUGUCAAUGAUGUCCAUCCUGGGCUCUCUGGUCAUCCUGUUGGUCCACUGGGUGUACGCUGACCUGCGGACCGCUGGCCGGACCAUGCUGGUCCACCUCACAGUGGCGGACCUGCUCACGGCCCUGGGGAACUUGAUGGGAGUCACGUGGUACAUCAACGUGGAGCUGCUGGACUAUAAGAUGGUUUACUGUAAGUUUCACAGCGCCCUGACCAUCAUGUCCAGCAUCGCAUCCUUCCUCUGGACAGUGGUCAUCGCCUGGUUUGUUUUCUGGAUCCUCAUCAAGAUGCAGCCGGCCAUGAACAAGGGCCGUCAGACGUCACAGCUGGUCGUCUGCGUCGUUUGUUGGGGGCUGCCCACAACUAUAGCCCUGACUGCCCUCGGUCUUGACGUUCUCGGCUACGACAAGAGUCUGGCCAGUGCCAGUUGGUGCUGGAUCGACCCCAGCACGCGCCACGCCACGGCCUGGAUGCUCGUCACGGGCAAGGCGUGGGAGGUGGGGGCGUGCGUCUUGACCGUCUGCUUGUACACGGCUGUCAAGGUCAUGCUGUUCAAACAGGCAAAGCGUCGACAAGGUAUGACGUCACGAUCAAACAGAAACGUGGAGGAGGCCAAUACAAAGUUGACCUUUGUACCCCUCGUCUUCAUCGUCAUCAGAAUCUGGGGGACCAUCAGAUUCCUUCUCGGCACUUUUGCGCACGAAUAUGCCAGCUCGUCCGACUCGGAUUGGAUCGUUAUUUUACAGGGUACCGGAGACAGCGCCCAAGGCUUCGCUAACUUCGUCAUGUACUGUUUCUUCACACGAAAGAUUCGAGUCCGCCUCUUCAGAAGAUGCGCGUGUCCUCGACUGGGUAGCACGUGCACAGAGACCAGCAUCAACCCCACCCCCAGCUCCUCGCACCCACCAGACGAUCAGCCAGCCGUGACCAACCACGUGGAUCCACCCAAUCACGUGGAUCCACCCAACCACGUGGAGCCAGCACUCAAAGGAAGAGCAGACGAUCUCAACCAUGUCAAGUUUUAA
This is a messenger RNA of Physella acuta, 1065 nucleotides long. RefSeq names its product G-protein coupled receptor 157. Gene Ontology annotation, molecular function: G protein-coupled receptor activity. Gene Ontology annotation, cellular component: plasma membrane. The record is from RefSeq and is a predicted model, not a curated record. Gene Ontology annotation, biological process: cell surface receptor signaling pathway; adenylate cyclase-activating G protein-coupled receptor signaling pathway. NCBI's taxonomy places the organism in Eukaryota, Metazoa, Mollusca, Gastropoda, Physidae.